AGCUGGGAAGUGUCAAAAGCUGGGAAAAAAAAAACAAGUAAAAACCAAGUUUCUUUACUCCAAGUCCAGUGCCCUGAACAUCAUGCAGGGGUUGCUUUUUUUGGCCUUUUUUGAGUUCAGAUUGUACAGUACCUUCUCCAAGCUAGUUCUGGCAGAUUGAUACAUCUUUGUUUUGCCCAGAUUUUAAAAAUAUAAAGUUUCAGUUCAUAAAAUGUGAGAUCUCUGACCUCUCUCAUGGGAAAGGGAGUUAAGUGAGAAGCUGCUGACACAAUGAGGAAAAGGGCAGAAACAUAUCCUUGGAUGUUCUUGGUUUUUGCCCUUCCCCACAUUGUACGUGGUACAGAUUGGCCCUUGUGUAGCCAGUAUCUUGCUACAUUGUCAUAUUAGGCUUUUCUAGUGGUAGGAGUGGGUGUUACUGAAGGUUGAAAGAAAAUGACCAAUAGUAGUAUUUAGCUAAUUAUCUAUAAAUCAAGAGAACAUCACCUUUUGUGUAGUCAGUUUUGCUAUAACCAACUUGUUUUGAAAACACGAAUUUGUUGACCAAUGGAUUAGAGAAUGAGUUGAGCAUGUUGUUCGCACAUUCUCAAUUUCUUCCUGGAGGAUAAGAAUGAAGAAACCACAACUUUCUCCAAUAAUUCAUGAGCUGUAGCCUUUCAGACACUUCCUUAAGCAAGCCAGAUCUUUUUAAAAGGCAACUCUCGAUCUGAGCCUCUACCCUACAGAGAAAGAAAGAAGGAAGGAAUUAAGCAUUUAUCAAGUAUCUACUUGAUACUUGCAGACAUAAAUCUCUCCUCACAACAAUACUGGCAGAUAUAACACUUGAGGAGAUUUCAAAGAGAAGAAUUUCAAUUACAUCAAGUUGCUAUUCACUAAUUUUCGUUGCAGAUCCCUGCCUGUAGUUGAGCACAAAGACCUCCGAAGAGAGACUCCCACCUCCUUCUGGGAGAAGAAAGGAAUCAGCAGAGCAGAUUUAAAGGGACUCAUUUCUGGUGGCCCUUUGUAUACAAGUCUGCCUUCAAAGAGGGAGGGAGAAACACAGUAGCAUCUAAUGAACUCUUCACAGUGAUAUGAGGAACUGCUGACACUCAAAUUCCAAAGAUCCAUCCACUAUUCCUCGUGCUUAAUGUAUAUGUUUCUACAAAGUCCGUUGAGAAGAGCCCAGAAGAGAAUCCAAAACGGCUGCGGGGGAAAGACCACCCAACAUGCCUACAGAGACACUUCAGACAGGUAGCAUGGUGAAACCUGUCAGUCCAGCCGUUACGUUCACGUCGGCAGUCCCCCUCCGCAUCCUGAACAAAGGACCAGACUAUUUUCGCAGGCAAGCAGAGCCUAAUCCCAAAAGACUUAGUGCGGUGGAAAGACUAGAAGCUGAUAAGGCAAAAUAUGUAAAGAGCCAAGAGGUCAUCAAUGCCAAACAAGAACCUGUGAAGCCAGCUGUGCUCGCAAAGCCACCUGUCUGCCCUGCUGCAAAGCGAGCACUGGGCAGCCCGACGCUGAAAGUGUUUAACAACAAUGCAAAGACUGAGAGUGGUAUGCAGAGGGAGAACUUAAAACUUGAGAUACUAAAAAAUAUUAUUAAUAGUUCUGAAGGCUCCAGCUCAGGUUCAGGUCACAAACACAGUACCAGAAAUUGGCCACCCCACAGGUCGGAUUCGGCAGAACUAAACCGACACUCAUUUGCAGAAUCUCUAAAGGUUUACCCCACCCAAGGCCGGAGCAGUCCUCAAGAGAGCAACUCAAAUGUCAGCAGAAGGCUCCUAGAACACUCAGCAGAGUCCUUCCUGCACGUUUCCCAUAGCUCGUCAGACAUUCGCAAAGUGACUAGUGUGAAACCUUUAAAAGCAAUACCUUGCAGUAGUUCAGCACCACCGCUGCCCCCCAAACCUAAGGUUGCUGCCAUUGCCACAAUGAAAGCUCCCGAAAUUGACCCAAUAGAACCCUCCAGUUGUGGAGUCAGCCGGAGACCCUCCCUGCAACGGUCCAAAUCAGACUUAAGUGACAGAUACUUUCGUGUGGAUGCAGAUGUGGAGAGAUUCUUUAACUACUGUGGCUUGGAUCCUGAAGAACUUGAAAACCUUGGGAUGGAAAACUUUGCAAGGGCUAACUCCGAUAUAAUAUCCCUCAACUUUCGCAGUGCAAGCAUGAUCAGCUCAGACUGUGAACAGUCUCAGGACAGCAACAGCGACCUUAGAAAUGACGACAGUGCCAAUGACCGUGUGCCAUAUGGCAUUUCUGCAAUUGAGAGAAAUGCCCGAAUCAUCAAGUGGUUGUAUAGCAUCAAGCAAGCAAGAGAGUCACAGAAAGUAUCUCAUGUGUGAGAGAAGGGUAGAGACCAGCUCCCUCUAAUAAGAUGAGGAAGGACCAUAUCUUUGUCUGUGAAUCGUCAGUUGUGAAGGGUUGUGAAGUCUACUUGAAGUUUCGUAAACUUCUCCAAUCUCUUUGUGUUGCCUGUUGUGCAAUGUUUUCAAGUUGCAUGCCUGUCAACAUGUGAACUGACCUGGCUUCCACUUGAACAAUAACCGCAGAGCCUGGCUGAGCAUACGCAUUAUCUGCCAAAAGUUUAAGACCAGAAUCUAGUUAGGGCAUAACUUCAUUCUAAUCAGAACUGUUUACAUGAAAAUGGCAUAAUGACUUUUCAAUAUUUAUGUAGUUGUGUUUUUAUAGCCCGCCUUUAUGUGUCUUAAUUAAAAUUUGUCAACCUACAUUAUUGGCUUUUGAGUUGGGAAUGGAAUCUUUUCUUUAAGUAAUUCUUUAUUUAAAAUAAUGCCCAGUUAGCCUGCAAGUGAAAGAGUAAGAAUAGGGAGGAAAAGUGGAUUUCAUCUCAAAAAUGAUGCAUUGGCCUACACGAGGUUGAAGGGAUCCAAGUUUCUUGAGGAACAGAUUGGAAAAUAAGAUACUUAUCAAUUCCUGCCUGAAAUUUUCAUACCAUAUCCUGACGUGGCAGUCUGGAGGCACGAACCAUUCAGCAAUUCUUAUAGGAGAAAUUCAGCCAAGGCUUGAAUUUGAAUCAGUAGAGAGAGAUACCUCUAGGUCUACUUAGUCCUGGUCCCAAGGAAAAAUAAGCAUAUAUACAUCCACAAGUGAAUCAAGUUGGGUGGUGGUGAGUGGAAGGCUAUUUGGUAUGGGGAGGGGAGGACAAGGAGAGAGCAGUGUUUUGUUGAUCAUUCAAAGAUUCCCAGUCUUAAACUUUUGACAGGAAUGGCUGGACCCUAAAGCUGAUACUAAAUGCCUUCUUUUUCUCCCUUUAAAAAUUUAUCAAAUACAUCCUUCCAUCUUUUCUUUUUUACCUUUUUUUUUUUAGGGGAAGGGUGGGUUUACGGGGUUUGACCUAUUUGAAGAGUUCAAGGACAAAAAAUGGAAACACACAGCCAUAUUAGUAUAAAGCCUCCUAUUCAAAAGUAAAGACAUCCAAUAGCUGACCUGUAUCUGAAAAGGUGUGAUUCUGUAGUCUUGCAUAUGUUGUAUCUCGAGCUGUGAAUGUCCAUUACAGCUCUAGGAAACUGUAGAAACCAAACAGUAUGUAGAUUUUUUUUUUCUUUUCCCUUCUCUUUAUGGUCGUUAGUGCACCCCAUCAACCCGUUAUAUCCCUCCCCCCAUCCCCUUUCAAGACAAUCUAUGUCUUCCCAAUGGUUUAAUGAACUGUCAUUCAGCAGACAGUUGUGGUGUGGUAGCAAAAAAAAAGUUGAAAGUACAGUGGCCUGCUUCAUUAUUCUCAUAUUCAUGCUUUGAAGUACAUCGCAUCCCUACCUUAUAUACUUCAUCAGCUAAUAAGAAACUUUUUUAUGGUGUAAAUGCUGUAAGACUUUGUAAAUACUUCAGUUGUUAUGAAAUCUUAAAAAAAAAGUGUUAUGCUAAUAAAUUGCUCCUGGUGCAGCCA
This is a messenger RNA of Monodelphis domestica (gray short-tailed opossum), 3877 nucleotides long. RefSeq names its product family with sequence similarity 110 member B (gene FAM110B). The record is from RefSeq and is a predicted model, not a curated record. Lineage: Eukaryota; Metazoa; Chordata; Mammalia; Didelphimorphia; Didelphidae.